Messenger RNA from Aethina tumida (small hive beetle), 1306 nucleotides. Its product is annotated as YLP motif-containing protein 1. Bases 86 to 1306 code for a protein of 406 amino acids. The record is from RefSeq and is a predicted model, not a curated record. Lineage: Eukaryota; Metazoa; Arthropoda; Insecta; Coleoptera; Nitidulidae. The transcript has 7 exons.
UCGGUUAGUUAUCAUUAGUGUUCAUGUGGUAGAGUUUUGAUUAAGUUUUUCUUGUAUUAUUUAUAUUGAUAUCAUCAUCAUCAUCAUGAUUAUUAGGUUGGCAGUUGUUUUAUUAAUGUCUUUGUUAGCAAACACAUUGGCUAGGCCACAAUACGACAGACGUCGCGACGAUGACGCCGAAGAACGGCGCCUAGGCAACAAACGCCGACCUUGUCGAAUCGGUGGCAAAUUUAAGGACGCCGAGGGUAGAACAUUUUUUGACUGGCAUUACUCCUACGUUAACGUCAAUAACAACCACAACUACAACAUUGACUGCGCUGGAGGAGGAGGAGGUGGAUUUGGGGGAGGAGGAAAACCACUGCGACCACAUGGAGGAGGAGGAGGUUAUCCUCAACCAGGUUACUAUCCACCACCAGUUCCACCACCAAUUCCACCCCCAGUUCCACCGCCAGUUCCUCCACCAGUCCCACCUCCAGCUUAUCCUCCAUAUUACCCACCUCCAAAUCGUCCUUUCAGACCAGGACUCUUUGGAAAUCGUCCCUUCCAAGGACUAUUUGGUGGAAUUUUUCAACAGCAAGCUGCGUCAGCAGAGUCAGAUGGAACAAGACCGAUGUUGGGCGACAGCAUAUCGAAUGCCAUAAACAAUGUAGGACAGUUGGGUCAAAAUGUUUUUCAGUUCGGACAGGGAAUUGUGCAGAAUUUACCCCAAUUCGAACUGCCCAAUUUCCAAUUCCCGCAGGCUCCAUCACUGUCCGACGGCAAUUUUGGAGAAGGUGUCAACAACUUCUUCCAAAAUCUGCCUUUGAUUGGCAGUUUCUUUAAUCGACCCCCAGAUGGAGAACGUCCCACUCUACAAGAAGCUAUAAACGUGGAAGAAAACCUGUUUCAAAAUUUGUCCCAGUCUGAAUUGCCCACAUUUCAGCUGCCACCAGGUCCCCAACUUCCACAGUUGUCCCAAUUUUCUGGGAGCAUCACUAAUUUCUUCCAAAAUCUUCCGUCUUUUGGCAGUCUUUUCAAUCAACCAGGUUCUGGUCCAAGUUCAAGUGUCACGUCUCCCCCUCCUCCAGCCAUCACCACCGACCCUGAUGACAUAAUUUACAACGACGACAAACCUGUCACGGAAGAUUACGACCCAGUAAUGCCGGAUGCUUACAGCAACUUGAAACCCGGUGUCCAAAUUUACAACAGGGUGGGCCAGACUGAUUAUCAAAACAAGUACCAGGCCCAGAAAGACUACAAUGAAAGGUUCUCCAAGAACGACAAGUUUCUGAACCCACAGUCUAGAUCUCUUGUGUUCCCCCGUUAA